Molecule: messenger RNA, 1552 nt
Organism: Cucumis melo (muskmelon)
Lineage: Eukaryota; Viridiplantae; Streptophyta; Magnoliopsida; Cucurbitales; Cucurbitaceae
Product: nudix hydrolase 23, chloroplastic
Exons: 6
Coding region: 280-1173 (297 amino acids)
Molecular function (GO): hydrolase activity
Source: RefSeq, a predicted model, not a curated record
AUAUUCCGUAACCAAUGUUUAAUGGAUAAGGACGUCACCGAUUGAGUUGAAUCCGAAGAACAUUCGCCCAAAUUUUCAGAACUCAACAAUUCAACGCGAUAUUUGGGUUUAACCUUUGAUGCUGCUGUGUUCUGAUUGCUGGCACGUCCCAAUUGGAAAAAAUGGAAGGAAAGAGGUGAAAUGAUUUACAAACUCCUCAUUAGGUGCUGCUUUUCGUUGGUUCGAUUACGCUUUACGACUUCAAAUUCCAUACAGAUUCGAAGAAAUUGAAGAUAGAUAAUGCUAAAGUCUGUUCAUUUGUUCGGUUGCUCAUCUGGGUUUGUUUCAAAUCUUCUGAAACCCAAUAGCAUUGUUGGAUUCAGUCUUACUUCCAUCUCUUCUAAACGGUUGUCAGCGUCGUCUUCAUUAUCUUGUUCUUCUUCAAUAUUGUCAUGUUCUAGCUCCGCUUCCCUGUUCUUGGCUCCUCGAACUGGUUCUUUCAAAGCAUUUUGUGGGUCUACAUGUUCUGAGGCAAAUCAAGAAGGCACUUCCUCGUCUCCUUUGUCUAUGUCAGAAUCUCCUCCGCCAUCAUCUUCAACUGUAGUUCACUCUUCUUCUCUUAUGCAGGAAAAAAUUCGUAAUAUACGGUUCUGUCAGUGGUGUGGAGGUCAAACAAAGCAUGGAAUACCUGAUGGAGAGGAGAAAUUGAGAGCUAUUUGCACAGUUUGUGGGAGGAUAACGUAUCAAAAUCCGAAGAUGGUGGUGGGUUGUUUGAUUCAUCACGAAAACAAGGUCUUACUUUGUAGGAGGAAGAUCGAGCCUUCUUAUGGCCUUUGGACUCUUCCAGCUGGUUACUUGGAAAUUGGGGAGUCAGCAGCUGAUGGUGCAAUUAGGGAAACCUUGGAAGAAGCAAAUGCAGAAGUGGAAGUUACAUCCCCUUUUGCUCAGUUAGACAUCCCUCUAAUUGGCCAAACGUAUAUAAUUUUCGUGGGAAAGUUGAAGAAACCCCAUUUCUCUCCUGGUCCUGAAUCCCUUGAGUGCCGCCUUUUUCCUCUUGACGAUAUACCUUUUGAUUCUCUUGCAUUUUCAUCCAUGCUGGUUACCUUAAGACUGAGAGAACAUGAAGAACGCAAGCAGGCAAUUCAAAAGGGAAAGCACAGGCCAAAAGAAGCCAAAAAAGCUAGCAAAACCUAGGAGAACAAAAUGCAGAACAGGCUCCAAUUUAAAAGAAUGCGAGAUAAAGUAUUAUGUAAAACAUAAAGCUAUACCUUGGUUAAUCUUUGUUCAUUAUUCAACUCUCUGUCAUGAGAUGUAUGGAAUUUUGCUUAUUCAUACACCAAUCGUUUGCCUAAUAUUAAAUGUUCUUCUAUUUCUCUCUAGUCAAAUACUACAAGGAUGACCCCAGCACAUUUUGAACCUUGUUAUCAUAAAAAGGUGUAGGCCCCAAGAAAAUCUAAACAUUUGUUGAAACGAGGCCCAAGUUUCAUUCCAAAAGGACAAUGUAAAUAAUAGACACCAAUUUCUUAACAACCUGACAUCUUGAGUGGUUACUGAGUGGCCUUAACUUUUCUAC